This is a messenger RNA of Lichtheimia ornata, 270 nucleotides long. RefSeq lists its product as uncharacterized. NCBI's taxonomy places the organism in Eukaryota, Fungi, Mucoromycota, Mucoromycetes, Mucorales, Lichtheimiaceae. The transcript has a single exon. The record is from RefSeq and is a predicted model, not a curated record. The coding region runs from base 1 to 270 and encodes 89 amino acids.
AUGUCCGACCCCAUUAUUAGGAUCACCUUUGACCAAUCCAAGCAUGACCAAAUGGAAUCACCGCAUCCAUUCGUACUAAUCUUGUAUACAUCAUUACCAUUCCACCAAUCAGCAGCAUGGCGUAUGCUGAUGACUUCGUUGGUAUUCCUUCGUACACCCACCGAAUGGCAAUAUUCGGUUACAAAAUAUCUUACGACAUACAAAUUGGCGUCCAAUGGCAAAGUUAACUCUCAACAAGACCGUGGUUUUCCCCACUGGUAUGAACUCUAA